AUGCAGGAGGAUGGCGCGGUCCUGAAGGAGGAUGGCGGAGAUCGGUCGGGUCUCGAUCUCGACGCCACCGCGCGGGACAGGGCCAUGGCGCAUGCCUUGCACAUGGAGGAGCUCCUGCAGGUGGAGGACUGGGACCUGCGCCGCUUCGAGUUCGAGGAGCCGCCCCCCGCCGGCGCUCAUGGACCGGCGGCGGUUUUCCACGCCGCGCCGGCGGGGCAGGCCGUCAAUCUUCAGUUCGCGUUAGGGCAGCCAAUCUUCGAAGGUACCGCCUUCGUCCACAUUGACGCGGUUGGGGCAGCAGUAGCUCCUCCUGCAGGAGGCUUCGGCAUGCAGGAGCUUGCUGCCGACCACGCCGCGGAGGGUCUGCAGUUCUUCGCCGCCGCCCAGGCCAACGCCACCGACAACCAGCAUGCCGCGUGCUCACCCUUGAGUGGCGGCCCCGGAGCCUUCAACCAGACGGCGCGCCAUGCCCAGCCCGUCGGCGGCGUCGAAUCCGUAACCAUCCGUUUGAGCAGGGCCGCAGAUGCCGUCAUCUCAGCAAGACAGGCCGUGCUCGGCAACGCUUCCUCCCCGGCUGUCCUCGCGGGCAUGGAGGAAGAGCACGACAACAGCUGGUACGAAUCCAUCCUAUGCGAGGCUCAGAGGAUGGAGCAGAUGGAGGAGCCGGGACUCUAUGAGCUAUCUCUCCAGACACUUCUUCCAAGCUCCCAGCAGGAGCCCUGCUACAGCUCCACCGAGGGAUCGGGCUUCCAGCCGUCUGAUUUCGACCCCGACGAGGAGCCUGGCCCGUCGACGGUGAGGGUGACGCCCCUCGGCGACGACGAAGUGCCCAAGUUCAACUGCGGCAUCUGCAUGGAGACCCUCCCCAUCCUGGACCUCUUCCACGGCAUGCAGUGCGAGCACAGGUUCUGCGUGGAGUGCAUGGCCACGUACAUCGAGGGCCGGAUCCACGCCGGCGAGGUGCCGAUCCCGUGCCCGGACCCGGGGUGCAGGGAGGGGGAGGAGGACAACCGCGCCCUGCACCCCGAGGUGUGCAAGAAAUCCAUCGACUUCACCGCGUUCGGCAACUGGGGCUACCGCCUCACCGAGGCCGCCAUCCCGGCGAGCCGCCGCGCCUACUGCCCCAACCGCCAGUGCGGCGUGAUGCUCGAGACCACAGGGGGUAAGACGCCGGCCAUGGCGUUUUGCCCGGCGUGCAGCCACCCGAUGUGCGCCACAUGUGGCACGGACUGGAGCUCUGAAGGCAGCGGCCAGCACGACUGCACCGAAGGACCGAGUGCCCAGCUCGUGAAGAAGCUCGCUGAGGAGCGUCGAUGGAAGCAGUGCCCAAAAUGCAGGAUGCUUGUUGAGAAGACGUAUGGAUGCAAUGUCAUGCGUUGCAGGUGCCAUUUCAUCUUCUGCUACUCCUGCGGGCUCCCAACGGGACGGCAAACGGGGAUGGAGCAAGGGGCCGUGCUGUGUCACUGCUAUUACACCGUCGAUGCUGCGCAGAUUCAUGCCGAGUGGCAUCAGCCCCAGUAA
Panicum hallii is the source of this 1521-nucleotide messenger RNA. RefSeq names its product probable E3 ubiquitin-protein ligase RNF217. Gene Ontology annotation, molecular function: zinc ion binding; ubiquitin conjugating enzyme binding; ubiquitin protein ligase activity. The transcript is spliced from 2 exons. Bases 1 to 1521 code for a protein of 506 amino acids. NCBI's taxonomy places the organism in Eukaryota, Viridiplantae, Streptophyta, Magnoliopsida, Poales, Poaceae. Gene Ontology annotation, cellular component: ubiquitin ligase complex; cytoplasm. Gene Ontology annotation, biological process: ubiquitin-dependent protein catabolic process; protein polyubiquitination; positive regulation of proteasomal ubiquitin-dependent protein catabolic process. The record is from RefSeq and is a predicted model, not a curated record.